UGAAGGUAAUGUCUUCAACUAGAUACGAUUUGUGAUCUUUUGACAUAUCAUUGAGAAAAAUCGGUCCAGUGAGAGCUAAGAAAAAGUAGUGACAGACAUAAAAAAAAAAAUAAGAAGAAAAUAAACACAUCAUUGUAAAAUGUAUAUUUUCUCAGCUUCAAAUCGAAGCUUAAAAAUUAUCAAAAUGGAUGCUUAUGAUAAAUUGGAAAAAAUUGGUGAAGGCACAUAUGGAGUAGUAUAUAAAUGUAUGGAACGAUCAUCAAAAGAGAUAGUUGCAGUUAAAAAAAUACGAAUGGAAAUGGAAGACGAAGGAAUUCCAGCUACAGCUAUAAGAGAAAUAAGUAUAUUAAAAGAACUCAACCAUCCAAACAUUGUGAAUUUGCGAGAAAUUCUUAUGGAUGAAUCACGGCUAUAUUUAGUUUUUGAAUUUGUUCCAAUGGAUUUGAAAAAAUUUAUUGAUUCUAGACCAAAAAAGCAAUUAGAUGAAGGUACAAGUAAAUCUUUUACUUAUCAGUUAUUAAUUGCUAUAUACUAUUGCCAUGUACGGAGAAUACUUCAUCGAGAUCUAAAACCUCAAAAUAUUUUGAUUGACACUAAACAUAAUAUUCUUAAAAUAGCUGAUUUUGGAUUAGGCCGUACUUUUGGAUUGCCAAUUCGUGUUUACACUCAUGAGGUUGUAACUUUGUGGUAUAGAGCGCCAGAAGUGUUAUUAAAUACACAACGAUAUGGUUGUCCUGUUGAUAUUUGGUCAAUAGGGUGUAUAUUUGCUGAAAUGGCACAUGGUAGACCUUUAUUUCAAGGAGAUUCAGAAAUUGAUCAAUUAUUUCGUAUUUUCAGGAUAUUAACAACUCCAAGUGAAGAAACAUGGCCAGGAGUUUCAGACCUUAAAGAUUACAAACCAACAUUUCCUAAAUGGAGUGGCAAUCUUUUAAAAGAUUCAGUGUCUAGUUUGAACAAUGACGGAUUAGAUUUACUAGAACAAACGUUAAUUUAUGAUCCAAGUAAGCGAAUUAAUGCCAGAGAUGCACUACAACAUCGUUACUUUAAAGACCUUAACAAAAGCAUUUUGCCAGCUCUUCCAGAAAUUAAAUUUUCUUCACUACAAUAAUAUUAAUCAAUAUCACAUUUAUGGUAUUAACAUAUUGAUUAAUAACACUUAUUUUUUAAUGUUUGUAAAAUUAUUCAUUUUGAAUAAAAUAAGGAAAUGAAUACAUA
This is a messenger RNA of Daktulosphaira vitifoliae (grape phylloxera), 1215 nucleotides long. Its product is annotated as cyclin-dependent kinase 1-A-like. The coding region runs from base 140 to 1108 and encodes 322 amino acids. Gene Ontology annotation, molecular function: RNA polymerase II CTD heptapeptide repeat kinase activity; ATP binding; cyclin-dependent protein serine/threonine kinase activity. The transcript is spliced from 7 exons. Gene Ontology annotation, cellular component: nucleus. Gene Ontology annotation, biological process: mitotic G2 DNA damage checkpoint signaling; protein phosphorylation; G2/M transition of mitotic cell cycle. The record is from RefSeq and is a predicted model, not a curated record. Lineage: Eukaryota; Metazoa; Arthropoda; Insecta; Hemiptera; Phylloxeridae.